This is a messenger RNA of Ananas comosus (pineapple), 945 nucleotides long. RefSeq names its product putative cytochrome c oxidase subunit 5b-like. The record is from RefSeq and is a predicted model, not a curated record. The coding region runs from base 109 to 606 and encodes 165 amino acids. The transcript has 6 exons. Lineage: Eukaryota; Viridiplantae; Streptophyta; Magnoliopsida; Poales; Bromeliaceae. Gene Ontology annotation, biological process: mitochondrial electron transport, cytochrome c to oxygen. Gene Ontology annotation, cellular component: mitochondrial envelope.
CCACAAGCUCAAAUAAUAGAGAGAGAGAGUAGAGAGAGAAAAAGAGGACACACGAGUUCAAAUCCAAAGGGGCGACCUGAGAACUCCGUAGGUGGUGGCGGCGACGCGAUGUGGCGGAGAGCCUCCUCCCACCUCCAAACCCUAGCCGUGCUCCGAUCCACCCUCCGCCGCGAUCCACCCCUCAUCCGCCACCGCGGCGGCGUAGCCCUCCUCUCCUCCGCCGCGCUCCGGCGAACCUCGCCCCUUCUCGCCCCCGAUUCCGGCGAUGCCCCGGCGAAGAAGAGGGUGGAGGACGUGAUGCCGAUCGCCACGGGGCUCGAGCGCGAGGAGCUCGAGGCGGAGCUCGAGGGGAAGAAGCGGUUCGAUAUGGAUCCUCCGGUUGGACCGUUCGGAACCAAGGAAGCACCAGCUGUCAUCGAGUCCUACUAUAACAAGAGAAUUGUCGGUUGUCCUGGUGGUGAAGGAGAGGAUGAGCACGACGUCGUAUGGUUCUGGUUGGAAAAGGACAAACCACACGAAUGCCCAGUUUGCUCCCAAUAUUUUGUGCUGAAGGUGAUUGGCGACGGAGGAGAUCCGGACGGCCAUGGUGAUGAUGAUCAUCACUGACCAUGCACGCGCUUCCGCAGAAUAAAAAUUGGUUGCGAAGAUGAGGUCUGUAAUACUUUGUAGCAUCGAGACAGCUUUGUGCUUUCUCUUCCCGACAAGUAUUCUUGUUCUUGACCAUGAAUCUGGUGGUUUUCUUUAUCUGAGAAUUUUGCUUAUUCCCGCAAUUCGACCUGUGAAUUUCUUAGCAUUUUUAUAAUGCAUCAAAUAAUGGAGGGACUCGUUGAUCGUCGAUUAUUCUGUUCUUUCGUCUGUUUCCAUUACCAACCGUUUGAUGGAUUCCUCUGUUUGGGGUAAUCUGUAGUGUCUUGUACAUUCAAUUUGACGAUUUCUUUUUUCUUU